AUUUACAGGUUUGCCAACCAGAAUACUGUUUGAACUUAAUACAACUGUGCAGGCUGACUGAUAUAUCACUGGGAGGAUAAUAUCAGAAAAUGUGGCGUCAAUUGGGCAUCAAUUAUGUACGAUACUCACAAAUUGCAGCGUCAGCUACGCGAAAAUGCUUGAAAAAAGGAUUGAAGAAAGAUGUGGAAAAAUCGGCAACAGCAACCGUGAAAAUUACUCCGUGGGAAAACGGAAAGCCAGUGAAGAAAGAUUGAAAUAAUUCCUGGUCAAUGUCAUCUGCUCCACUGAAUAGUUUUUUUUCGUAUGUUCGUAAUCUCAAAUGUUAAAGGUUUUGUUAUAGAAGUGCCUUUCGCUCGAACUCUUAGGUCUUUUUUGAUCGAUCCGUUGUAACAAUAUAAUUUGCAUUUGAUAAAUUUCUGGUUCCUGUUUUGCUAAUAUUAAUCCCUUGAUGGUUCGAUUUAUUCGUUUCAGUAAUUUAUAAGUUUCUAAUAAGGAUUUGUGCUGUUUAUUAGAUUUUAGUGGUUUUUAGAUUAAUGAGAUUAGUAAUAUUAUUAAUGGUACUAUUAUAAGUUCAACAUCUAACUUUCGUGCUGUUAAAUAUCUUAAAUGUUUGCAAUGCAAUAUAUUAUCGUGCGAUUCGUAUUACGCCGAAUCUUCUUUUUGC
This is a messenger RNA of Loa loa (African eye worm), 664 nucleotides long. RefSeq lists its product as hypothetical. NCBI's taxonomy places the organism in Eukaryota, Metazoa, Nematoda, Chromadorea, Rhabditida, Onchocercidae. The coding region runs from base 90 to 254 and encodes 54 amino acids. Gene Ontology annotation, cellular component: mitochondrial inner membrane. Gene Ontology annotation, molecular function: proton-transporting ATP synthase activity, rotational mechanism. The transcript has 2 exons. Gene Ontology annotation, biological process: proton motive force-driven mitochondrial ATP synthesis. The record is from RefSeq and is a predicted model, not a curated record.